Messenger RNA from Coffea eugenioides, 597 nucleotides. Its product is annotated as citrate-binding protein-like. The record is from RefSeq and is a predicted model, not a curated record. The transcript has 2 exons. The coding region runs from base 1 to 597 and encodes 198 amino acids. NCBI's taxonomy places the organism in Eukaryota, Viridiplantae, Streptophyta, Magnoliopsida, Gentianales, Rubiaceae.
AUGGAAUCUGUUGCUGAUCCAACUGAGGGGUUCACAAAUGUCCCAUUAACAGAAUACAACUUUGAGAUUCAGAGGCCAUAUGAUAUACCAUUGAAUCAGCGGUAUUCUUAUGAAAAUGGAACUCGCAGGUUGUGGGUUUAUGCUGAUGACAAACCACAUAAUCCCAACAGUCACACAAUGCCACGGACUGAAAUUCGGAUGCAUGGACUUGACUACUCAUCUGGAGUAUGGCAAUUUGAAGGGUAUGGAUUUGUGCCAAAUGGGACAUCUGGGGCUACAAUAGUUCAGAUCCAUGGAGCAUCCCAUGGCGCAACAACUAUAAUGCUAAGAAUCAUUGAUGGAAACAUGAACUAUUAUUGUGGUGCAGUUAGGGGCAUUUUGGCUACUCAAAUGUACGAUAAAUGGUUCAAAGUUAAUUUGAUCCAUGAUGUGGAUGGAGGAAAAGUGACUGUUUACAUUGAUGGGGAACACAAAGUUGAAACAAAAGAUGGAGGGCCUGGAGAUUUGUAUUUUAAAUGUGGAGUAUAUGCUGCAUCAACCAAUAUUAGCUAUUUUAUGGAAUCAAGGUGGAGAGAUAUCAAAAUAUACAAAAAGUGA